AUGCCAGUCGCUCCCACAUCUGUGCAGUCAUACCGCACAUCGUGCGACCGAUGUCGACUGCAGAAACUGCGGUGCGUGCCAGUAUCUGAUGAUGACUGCUCGCACGCGUGUCAACGGUGCACGCGCGCCCGAAUGCCUUGUGUUUUCAGUCGGCGAGCUCCCAGUGGGCGGCAGCCCAAGAAGUUCGACAGGAUGGAAGAUAUUCCCCACACCUCCUUACCGGGAUCAAACGCAUCGACGCCGCCAUUGGAAUUUCCCAGGUUUCCCGCGUUGCGGGACAAUCCUUUGCCGCCGAUCACUGGUGUCGAUUCCAUCACCAACCAGCACAACCUGGCCGAUCGAGCGCUGGAUCCGAUGCUAGCGGAGCUGUUAUCCCAUACCCCGGGAGACAAUAUGGUCAUGCCCGUUCAUAUGUCAUUCCCUAUUCAAAAGGCACCAUGGUGGUUUUCGCCCGAGUCGUUGAGCCUAGAGCUUGAGCAUACAAAAUCGAGCAACUCCUCAGACCAAACAUACUUUAACCAAGCCGACACAAACCACACAGCAGAAGAACUCAACAUACCAAACACAAGGAGCAUAGUCCCCGAAAAUCUGAGUCCCUCGGACCAAAUUCAAUCCACUCAAGUCCGAGGGUUCUCUUCAAUCCUCGUCGCAAUGACGAACUACACAAGUGAUCUCCACCGGUACCGCGUAGCAAAGAUCGAUUCAAAACACAGCAGCAGUAUAUAUGACUACCCAAUCGGCGGAGCAACCUAUCUCGCACAGUGGUUACGUGAAAUUGUGUCUCGACAAAAAUGGACGCGAACCGAAUUUCCCAGCCCUAGCCCCGAUAGCGAUGAUCUCGUGGAUACACCCACCCUCCUGAUGAUUUUACCCUGCUACAUGUCCCUAGUGAACAUAUACGACACAGUGUUCUACGAUCUACGUCAGCUGUUAGCCAUACUUCCAGACCCGUCGUCAACAUCAUCCCGAGCUGAGCUACCGUGGGACCUGCGACUGGGUGACCUGCCUUUAACAAACGAUGGGUGCGUGCGGAUUUUGAACGCCGUGCAAAUAUUGCUUGAUGCGCUGGAUGCUAUUGAAAAUGAUAUCGGUAUGUGA
Molecule: messenger RNA, 1098 nt
Organism: Penicillium vulpinum
Lineage: Eukaryota; Fungi; Ascomycota; Eurotiomycetes; Eurotiales; Aspergillaceae
Product: Zn(II)2Cys6 transcription factor domain-containing protein
Exons: 1
Coding region: 1-1098 (365 amino acids)
Biological process (GO): regulation of DNA-templated transcription
Molecular function (GO): DNA-binding transcription factor activity, RNA polymerase II-specific; zinc ion binding
Source: RefSeq, a predicted model, not a curated record